Molecule: messenger RNA, 6272 nt
Organism: Pogoniulus pusillus (Red-fronted tinkerbird)
Lineage: Eukaryota; Metazoa; Chordata; Aves; Piciformes; Lybiidae
Gene: IGSF3
Product: immunoglobulin superfamily member 3
Exons: 10
Coding region: 58-3579 (1173 amino acids)
Cellular component (GO): membrane
Source: RefSeq, a predicted model, not a curated record
CCCGCGGCGCCCCGCGGCGGGAGGUAAGGGCGGCCGCCGCCCCGCGCCCCGGCAGCCAUGCGGACCCUGCGGCCGCAGCUGGCCUCCCUGCUCCUCCUCGGCAUGGCCUUGGCCCAGCGGCAAGUGGCGGUGCAGGAAGGACCUCUCUACCGCACAGAGGGAUCCCACAUCACGCUGUGGUGCAAGGUGAGCGGCUACCAGGGCCCGGCGGAGCAGAACUUCCAGUGGUCCAUCUACCUGCCCUCUGCCCCUGAGCGGGAGGUGCAGAUCGUCAGCACCGUGGACCCCUCCUUCCCCUACGCCAUCUACACGCAGCGUGUGCGCAGCCGAGGGAUCUACGUGGAGCGAGUGCAGGGGGAUGCUGUGCUGCUGCACAUCGCCGAGCUGCAGGACCGCGACGCCGGGCAGUACGAGUGCCACACGCCCAACACCGACCAGAGGUACUUUGGCAGCUACAGCGCCAAGAUGAACCUCGUGGUGAUCCCUGACUCGCUGCGAGUGACAGCAGUCCCACAGACACUGAACAAGGUGGAACAUGACUCCCUGGAGCUGAAGUGUGAGGUGUCUAAGAGCACAGCCCAGCACAGCCACGUCUCCAUCGCUUGGUACCGGCAGCGAGGCAGCGAGGCGCCCGUGGAGGUCAUCUCCCUCAGCCGCGACUUCGUCCUGCGAGCUGGCAGUGCCUAUGCCCAGCGGCAAGCCACGGGGGACGUUCGCUUGGACAAAGUUGGGGAGACCACCUCAAAGCUCACCAUCUACAACCUCCACCCAUCGGAUCAGGGCGAGUUUUACUGCGAGGCAGCAGAGUGGAUCCAGGACCCGGACAAAUCUUGGUAUGCCAUGACCCGCAAGCGUUCCCAAGGUGCCAUCGUCAACGUGCAAGCCACAGAUAAGGAGUUCAGCGUCCGGCUGGAGACAGAGAAGCGGACAUACAUCGUGGGUGAGCCAGUGGAGUUUCGGUGCAUCCUGGAGGCACAGAAUGUCCCUGACCGCUACUUCUCUAUCUCCUGGGCCUUCAACAGCUCCCUCAUUGCCAGCCUGGGACCAAACGCUGUGCCAGUGCUCAACAACGAGUUUGCCCAACGUGAGGCUCUGGGCCAGCUCAAGGUGGCCAAAGAAAGUGACAGCGUUUUUGUGCUGAAGAUCUACCGCCUCCGCCUCGAGGACAGCGGCAAGUACAACUGCCGGGUGACCGAGCGAGAGAAGACUGUGACGGGAGACUUCAUUGACAAGGAGAGCAAGCGGCCAAAGAACAUCCCCAUCACUGUCCUGCCACUCAAGACCAGCAUCUCCUUGGAGAUUAUCAACAACGCCAGCAGUGUCUUGGAGGGCGAGAGCCUGCGGUUCGGCUGCAGCGUGCGCUCGGCCUUCGGGCCCCAAAGCCGCUUCUCCGUCGCCUGGCAGCUGGUGGACAAGCUGAACCGGCGCAGUGAGGUGGUGCGUCUGGAUCGGGAGGGCACGCUGCAGCCGGGGCCCGCCUACGCUGAGCGCAGCAGCUAUGGGGGCAUCCAGGUAGAGCAGGUCCGGCCUGGCUCCUUCACCCUGGAGAUCUUCAACAGCGUCAAGGCGGAUGAGGGCCACUACGAGUGCCGGGUAGUCGAGUGGACACGGACACUGGAUGGGGAGUGGCAGAUGGUUGGGGAGCGCCACAUGGGCACCCUGGUGUCCAUCACUGCUCUGGAGGCUGGCUUUGCUGUCACCGCUAUCUCCCGCACCCCCGGGGUGACCUAUAACGAGUCUUUCGACCUGCAGUGCAUCAUCAAGCCCCACUACCCGUCGUGGGUGCCGGUGUCGGUGACGUGGCGUUUCCAGCCAGCGGGCAGCACCGAGUUUCACGACCUGGUCACCUUCACGCGCGACGGCGGAGUCCAGUGGGGCGACAGGUACGUGGGCUUCCGCACCCGCACCGCCAUCGAGAAGGCCGAGGCCAGCAACAACGUGCGCCUGAGCAUCAGCAGGGCCAGCGACACGGAGGCCGGCAAGUACCAGUGCGUGGCGGAGCUCUGGAGGAAGAACUACAACAGCAGCUGGACGCGGCUGGCGGACAGGACCUCCAACCUCCUGGAAAUCAGGGUGCUGCGGCCAGUGACCAAGCUGCAGGUGAGCAAGUCAAAGCGGAGCAUCACGCUGGUGGAGAACAAGCCCAUCCCCCUCAACUGCUCCGUGAAGUCCCAGACCAGCCCCGACUCGCACUUCGCCGUGCUGUGGUACGUGCACAAGCCCUCCGACGCCGACGGCAAGCUCAUCCUGAAGACCACCCACAGCUCAGCCUUCGAGUACGGCACCUACGCGGAGGAGGAGGGACUGCGGGGCCGGCUCCAGUUCGAGCGCUCGGCGUCGGGAGGGCUCUUCAGCCUGACGGUGCAGCGGGCGGAGGUCCGAGACAGCGGCAGCUACUACUGCCACGUGGAGGAAUGGCUGCUCAGCCCCAACCAUGCCUGGUACAAGCUGGCAGAGGAGGUGUCAGGCCGCACGGAGGUCACCGUCAAGCAGCCAGAUAACCGCCUGCAGGUGAAUCAGACCCACAAGAACAUCACGGUGCUGGAGAACCAGUGGGUGACCUUGGAGUGCCUGGUCAGCAGCCGGACCAGCCCCUCAUCUCAGCUCUCCGUGGAGUGGUACGUGUGGAGGUCAGGCCACCCCGAGAAGGAGGUGGUGGCCCGGCUGAGCCGGCAGAACACCCUGCGCUACGGGGACCCGGCGGCGCUGGGCGACCUGCGGAGCCGGCUGCACCUGGAGAGCCCAUCCCCGGGUCUCUACCUCCUCUCCAUCCAAAAUGCCACCGUACGCGACAGUGGGGCCUAUGACUGCCGUGUGGAGGAGUGGCUCCUUGACCCCAGUGACCGCUGGUACAAGCGAGCGGAGGACCUCUCUGGACUCAUCACCCUCACGGUCAAGCAGCCAGAUCCCACCUUGCAGGUGGACACAGCAACUGGCAACCUGACAGUGCAGGAGAAGGAGUCCUUCCCACUGGACUGCAGCAUCCUGUCUCGCUCCAGUCCAGAGUCUCACUUCGCAGUGACGUGGUACAACCUGCGGGCCAAAGAGCCAGGUGGAGAGGAGGAGGAAGAGGAGGAGGAGAAGGAAGCCGUGCUGAGCGUGGGCCCUGAUGCCAUCUUCAGCCCUGAGGCUGGUCGCUGGGAGGGCCGGCUGCGCUUCCAGAGGCUCUCGGCAGUGCUGUUCCGACUGACGGUGCUGCAGGCAGGCGGUGCCGACACGGGCAACUACUCCUGCCGUGUGGAGGAGUGGCUGGCAGACCCCAGCGGCGUGUGGUACCGGCUGGCAGAGCAGGAGUCGGGGGCCGUGGCCGUCCACGUGCAGGAUGCAGGCUCCACCUUGCAGUCUGUCAUCUGCUCCAGUGAUGCCCUCUUCUACUUCGUGUUCUUCUACCCCUUCCCCAUCUUUGGCAUCUUGAUCAUCACUAUUCUCCUGGUGCGGUUCAAGAGCCGAAACUCCAGCAAGAACUCAGAGGGCAAGAAUGGGGUCCCCUUGCUGUGGAUCAAAGAGCCUCACCUCAACUACUCUCCCACUUGCCUAGAGCCGCCGGUCCUCAGCAUCCACCCGGGAACCAUGGACUAAAGAGGUAGAGGUGCCCAGGAGGACACAGAGAGAGGGAGAGGAGCAGAGGCACAGCAGGAACCGAAGGAAUGGAGUGGGUUUUGUUGUUCUUGUUUCAUCUGUUUGAGUGUCUGUGCUCUGGUGCAGCAGCUGAGCUCUGCAGAGUGCCCAGCCGGCAGGGAUGGGACGGGCUGAGGCUCACUCCAGCAUCUGUAGGAGUGCAUCGCCUCCCCUGAUGGACAGAGGGUCCCUGCACUUGCUGUACGUAGCAGAUGUUCCUCUGAGAUUAAUUUUGUUCCUGUCUUUUGGGCCAUUACUUUUAUGUUGCUGUUUAUUUUUCAGUCACUCAAGUGUAGGCUUCCCCUGCCCUCGACGUUCCCAGGUGUUUGGUUCUGGGAUGAGCUUUUUGGAAGUUAAUACAUGUUUUAGUUUUCCAAACCAGACUGGUCUUCCUCCUCAGACUCAGUGCUAUGGUGAAGAAGGCUAUUUCCCAGGGUACACUGAGGUAGCUCCUCCCUCUUCCAGAAUGGACAAAGCCAGUUUCACCUCUGGACAGAUUAGCUGGGCUAUUGGGAGGUUCAUCUCCAAGACUGGCUGUAGCCUCAGCAUAUUCUCUCCUUCAUCUUACUGCUUUCUCAGGAGGAAACAAACCACCUUUUGGGAGCAUUCCCAAGUCUUGGAGAGACUGAAUAUUCAGCACACUUGUGGUCAGGACAAAAGUAAUCUAGUUUGUCACCAGGAACUGAAGUGGGGGAUAGAAGCACACCAGAAAGCCCUGACUUUGUUGGUAGCAAAGAGGGCCCUUGUAUGGUCCAUCUUAUCAGAUUUGUGCUCCCUGGGGUUCAUGCUGCCACCUCUGAUGAGACACAUCCUCUCUGUGCCCCCAUCACCUGGGCAUGGGUGGCUGGAUCCAGUCUCUGAAGACUUCAACACGACCAAAGUAAUGACUCUAAGAAGGGGGAAAGGAGAAGCUCCACAAUUGGGUUCGUGGCCCCUGAAUGGUUUAGCUAAGGAGCCCAGUUUCAGCCGUGCCACACAGAGGGGACAUGCAAUUAACUACCACAUGUCAUGAGCUUCCCUGCGGCUUCCACUACUUCCCAUCACGAGAUUGGACAACGCAAGAAGCCUGCACCACGUCAGCAUCCUGGGGGCUUUCUUGUCUUGCCCUCUGUGUGCAAGCGUCGGCCGUGCGUCCCUCCUGGGGCCUUAGGAGGAGAAACCACUUCUGCAGAAGCUGCUCCCCCUGGCAGUCGAGGUGGCAGGAAAUGCUGUUCUUUCUGUGAAAGAUAUGGCUCUGGCAAACCAAACCUGGGCUCUAGCCACUUGGGGCACCUGAGCUCCCCUACCCCACGAUGCCAAGCCCCCCUGCCCCGUCCUGCGGAGGAACGCGCCUCCUCCCGCCCGCGCCCCAAGCGUUCUGUCCGGCGGAAGGAAAUGUUUGCCAAAAAUGGCCUUCUGUUGUCUUCCUUGAUGUCUUCCUGGCAAAUGCAGCCAUUUCUCUUUUGCAGCGUGGCUGAAGCCAACUGGGGCGAGUGGGCGCAGCCACAAGGUGCCCCUGCCUCACCGUGGGGAGGUGCCGUGCCACAGCCGUUGUCCGCUUCAGGAGGGCCAGCCUGCUCUUUGUGGAGAGAAGGGGACCUCGGCAGAUGCUCUGUAGCACUAGUUGGUUAGACCCUGAUGCCUUGAUUCUGCAGAGGUGGUGAAGCCUCAGGUAGGAGGUCUGCACCGUGCAUCCUCUCUCUCUGACCUGGGAGAGGACCCAUGUGGCCACAGACCAUCUCACACCAGGGUAUUCUCUGUCAGCCACCUCUGUUCCUCCACCAGAAGGGCAAUGGUUUCUUCUGCUGCUGAGAAGCCCACAUUUCACUCCUUCCUCUGCAGAGUCUGCCCCUCCUCCAGACACAACUGCUUACUGGCCCCAGCAUAUGCAUAAUAUCACACUCCUCUAUAUAUAUGUAUCAUAGCACCCACACACUUGUCUUCCCUUUCUGGAUAAGGCAUCUGCAAAGAGUGAGAUGAGAAGUGAAUGGAAUUGAAGAACCAAGGUGCAAACAGCAGCAGCUGCAGCCAGUGGGUACUGUUCCCUGAAUGUGUUCUCUUUUGUACAUCCUGCUCCUGGGCAGGAACUACAACUCCUUUCAGCUUUAAAGUUAACAAAUAAAUAAGUGAAACUGAAGUUGGCAGGAGCCAGUCUGUCCUGGGAGAGCACUGUGCUGCAUCUGAAUGGUGCUCCUCCUUCCUGUCUGCUUCAGAGCAGGGCUUUCCAGGAGGAGGGCUCUCCUAUAGCCCCCCUGCCCCUGGCUGAGAUGGGUCCCUUCGCAACCUGUGGUUCCUGCACUGAGCCCAGGAGGUGACUCCCACCCUGAACAUCCCUUGCUGGUGACAUUUCUCCGUUGCCCUGGCAGUGCAGUGGCCCAGUUGGCCCAGUCUCAAACGUUUGUUUUCAUAGGGCAGACUCUUCCCGUUCAGGAGUUCUAACAAAGCUUUUUCAAAGCACUCUCUCUGCUGUAACUGUCCGUAACGAACCCGAGAAGAAAGAGAGCUAAACCCUCUCCAUGCAUGAUGUGGAAAAACGUUUGGGAUUUUGGGGUUUUUAAAACAGAACAAAACAAAACCCACCCCCCCCCCCCACCCCCAACUUUGUACUAUGUUGCACUAAGACAUGUUUUAUACAACACACCUGAGAGCUGUAGUAAACCGUGUUGAAAUUGUGA